CCAGUCUGGAGCUCCCGAGGCGGCCUCUCGUGCGAUCAAGGGCGCGCACCGCUGGGAGCGCGACUCGGGGCCCCCGCUCCCCGCGCGGGAGUUCGGAAGAGAGUGGGGCGCCGCCGCCCGAGGGCGAGAGCGCGAGCGGAGCCGGAGGAGGGAGCGCUCGCUUGCCCGCCGCCUCGCCGCCUCCCCGGCGCUCGCUCUCCCGGCUCCUAGGUUUGCUGGCUGCUCCUCCCACCCGCACCCGCCUCCUCGCUCGCUCGCUCACUCGCGCGCUCCAGCCGGUUUCCGAGCCCCGCGGUGAGCCCGGGCGAGUGCGGGGCGAGGGGCCCCGGGGCUAGCGCCCAGCAGGAGGCGGAGGUCCGCGCAGAGCGCAGUCGGCCGGGGAGGGGCCAUGUCUGGCGCGGGCGCAGCGGGACCCGUCUGCAGCAAGUGACCGAGCGGCGUGGACGGCCGCCUGCCCCGCUCCGCCACCUGGGGCGGCGCGGGCCCCGGUGCCGGGUGCGCGGAGCCCGGGUCGCGCGUAGAGCCGGCGCGAUGCACGUGCGCUCGCUGCGCGCCGCGGCGCCGCACAGCUUCGUGGCGCUCUGGGCGCCCCUGCUGCUGCUGCGCUCCGCCCUGGCCGACUUCAGCCUGGACAACGAGGUGCACUCGAGCUUCAUCCACCGGCGCCUCCGCAGCCAGGAGCGGCGGGAGAUGCAGCGCGAGAUCCUGUCUAUCUUGGGCUUGCCGCAUCGCCCGCGCCCCCACCUCCAGGGCAAGCACAACUCGGCGCCCAUGUUCAUGCUGGACUUGUACAAUGCCAUGGCGGUGGAGGAGGGCGGCGGGCCCGACGGCCAGGGCUUCUCCUACCCCUACAAGGCCGUCUUCAGUACCCAGGGCCCCCCUCUGGCCAGCCUGCAAGAUAGCCACUUCCUCACCGACGCCGACAUGGUCAUGAGCUUCGUCAACCUCGUGGAGCACGACAGAGAGUUCUUCCACCCGCGCUACCACCAUCGGGAAUUCCGCUUCGAUCUUUCCAAGAUCCCGGAAGGGGAAGCUGUGACCGCAGCCGAAUUCCGCAUCUACAAGGACUACGUUCGGGAACGCUUCGAUAAUGAGACGUUCCGGAUCAGCGUUUACCAGGUGCUGCAGGAGCACUUGGGCAGGGAGUCUGACUUGUUUCUGCUGGACAGCCGCACGCUCUGGGCCUCGGAGGAGGGCUGGCUGGUCUUCGACAUCACAGCCACCAGCAACCACUGGGUGGUCAACCCGCGGCACAAUCUGGGCCUGCAGCUCUGCGUGGAGACCUUGGACGGGCAGAGCAUCAACCCCAAGUUGGCAGGCCUGAUCGGGCGGCAUGGGCCCCAGAACAAGCAGCCCUUCAUGGUGGCCUUCUUCAAGGCCACGGAGGUCCACCUUCGCAGCGCCCGCUCCACGGGGGGCAAGCAGCGCAGCCAGAACCGCUCCAAGACGCCCAAGAGCCAGGAAGCCCUGCGGGUGGCCAACGUCGCAGAAAACAGCAGCAGUGACCAGAGACAGGCCUGUAAGAAGCACGAGCUGUACGUCAGCUUCCGAGACCUGGGCUGGCAGGACUGGAUCAUCGCCCCUGAAGGCUACGCCGCCUACUACUGCGAGGGCGAGUGCGCCUUCCCGCUGAACUCCUACAUGAACGCCACCAACCACGCCAUCGUGCAGACGCUGGUUCACUUCAUCAACCCGGACACGGUGCCCAAGCCCUGCUGUGCCCCCACUCAGCUCAACGCCAUCUCCGUCCUCUACUUCGACGACAGCUCCAACGUCAUCCUGAAGAAAUACCGAAACAUGGUCGUCCGCGCCUGUGGCUGCCACUAACCCUUCCUGGGCACAGAGCCUCUGGGGCCUCGGUUCUCAGGGCCCUCGCCGCCUCCGCCUCGGCAAGGUGCCAGCAGACCCACCGCCUUUCGAGAGGCCCGUCCCACCCCCGUCCCCAACCCUAACGGCGGAGGAGUGGUAAGGAAUUUGAGAGGUGAAUGCCUUUUGAUCCGGUUUUCACCAGCCUCCUGUGGACAAGUUCCUACAAGCUGCUGCAGGCAAAGCCUGAAGGAAAAAAAUAUACAUAUAAAGAAAAAUUGCCAGGCCGCGAUCACAGGCUGUGACGUCUGGGCCGUGCACUGACUCGUUCCCGGGGGUAGCUAGGAGUGCCCUUCAGCCCGGCGGCCACCAGCAGCGGGAGGCAGGGGUGCGGCGAGGGGUGGGCACGUCACGUCUGCGUGCAGGGAGAGUUGACGCGGAAGUUCGUGUAAUAAAUGUCACAAUAAAACGAAUGAACGAAAAUGGUUAGGAUGUGACAGAUAUAUUUUCCUAAACAGUUUAUCCCCAUGUCUGGGUUUACUCUGGUUUCGUAAACGGAAGCUGUGGCCGGGGGAGGAAGGGGGACCCCCCCCCCACUCCUCCAUUACGCUCCGGUUUCAUUCUGAGGCUUACACAGGCCCACUGUUUACAGAGACUUGCCCAAAUCCAUGAUGUAGCCGGGAAGGGAGAGAGGGCACAUUUCUGCUUGCAGGAGGGGGUGUGUUGACCUUGAGGGAAAAGCACGUUCAGCUGGGUGUGUGUGUGUGUGUGUGUGGAGGGGGGGGUGUGGCAGAAAUUAAAGCCGGCAUGUGAAGGGCCGGGAAACAUUUGGAGUUGGUUUUCCAGCUCUCCUCGUGAUAGAAAAAUCAAUGUGGAUGCCAGACCGGAAGGGAUAGCGAUCAAGACAACCUGCAGCUCGACCCUGAACUCGAGCCAACACGGCCCUACUUAAAGAGGUGCCAAAGGAAGCCUAGCUCUAGAUUAGGGCGGGGUGGGCGGGGGUGCUGGCCCCUGCCCAGCCGGGCUCCCCCGUUGUUCAUUUAUGGACAUCAGCCUUCUGAAGUCUGGGCUCCAACCAGGGUCCCGUUUGAAGGCUCUGCAAAGCAUCAGCUCCUUGAAGUCUGGAGCAGAUGACAUGGUGGAGAUCCGCUGGGUGCAGCGUGUGCUGGACACCAAUCUAAAUGGAAGGAGCUAGAAGCCGCUUGGAGAGUGAUGUCCUAAUUGAGUGUUCAACUCAAAGUUGCCCUUUCUGAUGUGGCUGUGGGUGCGAGCCUCCCUUCCCUUGGCUGGUGGGUCCCCCAGAUGCUGUGUGCCUGGGCCCAGCGGCAGCGCAGGCUAUGGCGAGCCCUGGGCGGCCCAUGGACACAGAGCAAGGCUCUCCAGGGAGUCCCGACAGGCAGGGAGUUGUUUCUCCACCUUGAUUAGGUUGGCUCCUGGAAACACGGGGCCCCCCGGUUUUCUUUUCUUUUUCUUCUUCAGUAGCUUAGGCUGCAGCCUUCAUUCGGCCUGGUCAAUAGAGAAGAGUCGCUGUUGGCUCUGCCUUAUUUGGUUCCGUUGGCAGAUCUGGGAUUUUUGUGUGAUUCCCUCUCGGGGCAAGGUUUCUGGCCUCUUGUACCCCAGCUGGCUUCUGGCUCGCAUCACUUGUACAUCGAAACAUGUAAAUACUUGUCUCAGAACAAAGAGAUUAUUUAUGUCCCUCGGAAGCUCCCUUUAUGCCCUUCUUCAGCCCCUUGUCCAGAGCUCGCUUCCCUCCAGCCUGUUUGUUUUCUUAUUUAAGACUAUUUAUUAACGGUGGGACCAUUGUACCUUCAGCUGUUGCAUAGAGCGGUCCUCAGCGAAUUUUCUGUAUAAAUAGACAAAAUAAAAAGGGUUUUUUGACUUUUCAA
Molecule: messenger RNA, 3692 nt
Organism: Hyaena hyaena (striped hyena)
Lineage: Eukaryota; Metazoa; Chordata; Mammalia; Carnivora; Hyaenidae
Gene: BMP7
Product: bone morphogenetic protein 7
Exons: 7
Coding region: 532-1827 (431 amino acids)
Biological process (GO): SMAD protein signal transduction
Cellular component (GO): extracellular region
Molecular function (GO): growth factor activity; cytokine activity
Source: RefSeq, a predicted model, not a curated record